This is a messenger RNA of Emiliania huxleyi CCMP1516, 2832 nucleotides long. RefSeq lists its product as hypothetical. The record is from RefSeq and is a predicted model, not a curated record. The transcript has 6 exons. Bases 56 to 2326 code for a protein of 756 amino acids. NCBI's taxonomy places the organism in Eukaryota, Haptophyta, Isochrysidales, Noelaerhabdaceae.
CCAUCGACCAUUCAAAGCGAGGUCGCCCCGGUCGCCCCCCUCCGGCCUCGCCGUAAUGCCAACCUUCAAGUCGCUCAAGUCGCUCAAGCCCUCCAAGGUCGGGGAGAAGCUCAAGGCCACGGCCAAGAGCUUCAAGAGCAAGUCCAAGACCGACGCGCCCGCGGUCGAUGCGGUCGAGCCGCCGCUGCAAGCGUUCGAGGCGGAGAAGUGGAUCCAGCAGUCCGUCGCGGCCGAGGCCGCGAAGCGGGUUGACGAGGAGGCCGCCGCCGCCGCGGCCGCCGCCGCCGCGGAGAUGGAGGCGGCGGCGGCGGCCAAGAAGAGUGCGGACGAGAAGGCUGCGGCCGAGCAGGCUGCGGCCGAGCAGGAGAAGGCUGCGGCCAAGAGCAAGGCGCUGGAGAUGAUCAACGCGGCCCGCCGCGGCGACAGCUCCGAGAUCCCUGACAUCGAAGCGGGCUGCGAUUCUCCGUCCGACACCGCGGCCGCCUCCGCCCUGAGCUCGCUGCGCGCCUUCCUCCCCACGAGGCAGGUGAGCUUUGAGACCAAGGAGGAGGUCGAGCCCGAGCCCGUGGCCUCGGCGGAGCCGCCGGCUAAGCCGGAGGCGCCGGCGGAGCAGGAGCUGGCGGAGCAGGGACCGGCGGAGGAGGAGCCGGCGGGGGAGGAGGAGGGCGGGCCCUCUGUGUUUGGCGUUCGCUUGCGCCGGUCGGGCGGGUCGUUCACGCCCGAGCCGGCGGCGCCCGAGCCGGCGGCGCCCGUGGAGGCGGCGCCCGUGGAGGAGGAGCCGGCAGCACCGGAGCCGGCGGCACCGGAGCCGGCGGCACCGGAGCCGGCGGCACCACCACCGGAGCCGGCGGCACUGGAGCCAGAGCUGGCGGUGGAGGAGCCGGCGGUGGAGGAGCCGCCCGCGCCCGAGGCGACGGAAGAGGCCGCGGCGGAGGAGGCGGAGGCGAUCCCGCUCGUCGCCCGUGCCGCCGGGGAGGGCGGCGAGGCUGUGGCCGAGCUUCCCCUCGCCCAGGCGCCGGAGGGGGUGCUCCAGUCACCCGGCUUCCGCAGCCCGAUCCUGGGCGGAGCGCGCGACAGCACCUUCGAGCAGCAAGGCUUCUUCUCGCCGAUGACUUCGCCCUCCUCCGCUGCGCCAGACAUGACGCCGGAGCUGCAGCGGCUCGAGGAGGACGUCGACCUCAUGUCGCCCGACAACUCGUCGCAAAUCGACCCCCUCGCGCCGCCCGCCAUCGAGCACGCCGCAGAGACCGCCGCAGAGACCGCCGCAGAGACCGCCGCAGAGCCGGCGCCCGUGGCCCCGCUUGUGAAGGGGCCGGCGGCGCUGGGCAGGUGGCAGAAGCGCGAUCAGGCGGGCUCCGGGCGCGCUUCCGCCGACUCCGACGCGAGCCCGCCGCCGCAGCCUCCGUCGCCAAAGGCGGCGAACAAGCCGCGCAAGUCCGACUUCUAUGAGAACUGGAACAACAACUACAUCAAGAAGCUCACCCCGACCAAGGGGGCACCCAAGAAGCAAAGCCUCGGCGAGGAGGAUCGCGAAAACUCGCCUGGCAAUUUGGUCAUGAAGGCGCCGACGCCGCGUAGCAAAGCACGCACAGCCUCGCCGCGCCGCCCCGCUGCUCCGCUUACCGCACCCCUCGACCGCGCGUGUCCCACGAACCCUCGCCCUCCCCGCCACCGCCGUCCCAACAACCACCGCAAUCACCUCCGACCCAACCACCACUGUCACCUCCACCCUCACCACCACCACUCUCGCUGUCACCGCUCUCGCCACCCUCUCGUUUCCACCACCCCCCACCCGAUGCACCCCACGGCGCAGACGCGCCGCUCCUUCAUCGAGAAGGAGGCGGGCGGCGCCAGCUCGCAGCGGCAGGAGGCGAUGCAGCGCCUCAACGCACAGGGCGUGGUGCCCAAGAAGCAGGCGUUCGGCAUCAAGUCGCGCCGCAGCUCGCAGCACGCGGCCGCCCUCUCCGCCCUCUCCGCCAACGGCGCCGCCGCGCCGAGCCACGAGGCCGCCGCCGUGCCCAAGCCGAUGGCGCCGUCGAGGCCCGCCCCCUCCAGCCCGCCCAAGAAGGGGCCGGUGGCGCCGGCGGCGCCUCCGCCACCGCCCCCCGCGCCGGGCGGCGACGUGUGCAGCGAGUACCGCCUCGACAUGGCCGCCGCCACCUUUGGCGCCUGCGUCUGCGGCUUUCCAAAGUCGAUGCACUGCUCCGCGACGCUCCGGUCGGCGGCCGCGGCUCCCGCCAGCUUCAAUCCGGCUCCCGGCUUCGACGCGACGCAGGCGUCGACGGCUCGCGCCGCGAUCCUCGCAAAGAUGGCCUCUGUCGCCUAGAGGGGCAGCAGCGCCGCCUCGCGCUGGGGCGGUGGCCGCGAGCGGCCACUGCCUCGUGCUCUUGCCGGCUCGCACUCUUUGGUGAGUGUUGAGCUUGCGCGUGCCGACCCUCUGUUCUGCCCUUGUGCAUGCGACCGGCAAGGCUUAGUCGAGGGGACAGCUCCGGAGGCACUGCUCGCUUCUGCUCUCCCCCCCGCUUCGUCGCCGCUCUCUCCGCCCCGAUCCCCUAGAGCAAAAGCAAACCCUCCCGCCCCCGCUCCUCACCCUUCCGCUGUGUGGUGUAUUGCGCGCACUUGAUGUACGUGCGCCUGUCUCUGCGCUCACGCUAUGUAUCCAGUUAUGUGCUAGUGUCACUGUCAGAGCACAGAAGCUCAGAAGUUCGCGUUUGACUUUGUGUUUGGUUUGUCGCGACUCGCCUUUCGCGGCCCGGGCGCGGGGCCUCGCGCAGCCCUCUCCGGAGUCCGCAUGUGUGUGCGUGUGCGUGUUCAAAUCGACACCUAUCUCCG